Penicillium odoratum is the source of this 2472-nucleotide messenger RNA. RefSeq lists its product as uncharacterized. The transcript is spliced from 3 exons. Gene Ontology annotation, molecular function: RNA binding. NCBI's taxonomy places the organism in Eukaryota, Fungi, Ascomycota, Eurotiomycetes, Eurotiales, Aspergillaceae. The coding region runs from base 1 to 2472 and encodes 823 amino acids. The record is from RefSeq and is a predicted model, not a curated record. Gene Ontology annotation, cellular component: mitochondrial inner membrane.
AUGAGACCCGAAUUUCGUACAGUAUUCCCUGCUGCAUGGGCUCGGAGGAUUCCCUCUGCCUCUGUCUCUCGUUAUCGUCAUCCACUGCGUAAUGCUGCUCAUGUACGGCAUAUAUCUGCGAUCCAGUCAGGGCAUAUCAGGUUGGGGGAGAAUGAAGGGAUUAUUUUCAUCAAUAAUAUUUACCCCCAUCGGCUCCAAUGGCUGCUACGGGGUCCACUCAGCCAUGUACAGCCUCUCGAGGGGCUGUUGAGACGAUUCGACAACCCCGAUCUGGCUGCAGCUGAUCCUUUUCAUAUCGCCCGUCGUGUCUUGCCUCGGAGCUUGAACCUUGAAAUCAAAGAAGUGGUCCCACGAUACAAAGAAGGCGGUGCAUUCGUCAAAUAUGAACGCAAGCUUGGCGCCACAGAUGAUAGCAUUAGUAAUGCGAUGAAGGAUCAUCUUGCUAAGAACCCGAUCCGGCCUUGGUUCAAUCCAUUCCAAAGAGCAGAUGCCGAGAUAGUUCAGGGCAAACCGUGGAUUGAGGAUCUCUAUCGGAUCCCAAGCCAAAGUCUGAGAGUUGAAUUUCUCCCCGCCUCUACUGAAGGUCCACCAGUAGAGCUAAACCAGGAAGCCAUUUACUCUCUCUUCCGUCCUUUUGGGAAGAUUCUGGACAUACAUCAGCAGCCGUCAGAUUCAAAGGUUGAGCCCAGGUACGCUAUUCUGCGCUUCGAGCGUCCUCGAUUCGCCGUGCUGGCAAGAAACUGCUUACACGGGUACGAGGCAUCCGAAGAGGAGGGAGGGGGAAAAGCCGGCACCAAGUUCAAAUUAGGGUAUGAGCGCAAGAUUAGAUUGUCUAUGAUUAAGGAUUGGAUCAUGAGCCACCCACGAAUUAUGUUUCCUGCUAUCGCGGCUCUGGUGGCAGCAAUCACCGUCAUUGUCUUUGAUCCUAUACGAACGUUCUUCAUCAAAGUCAAGAUCAAAGCCACACUUCACACAGAAGACAAUGCUAUUGUGCAGUGGGUUCGGCAACAAGCCAGCAAAGCCAACAAAAUGUACUUUGGACAGCGCAAGGCGGAUCCCCGGGGCUUGACAGCCAUUUGGGAAGAUCGGCAGAACGAUAUCUCACAGCUCCAAGCAUGGCUAACAGAGACUGCUCAAACAUUCAUCGUGGUUCAUGGCCCAAGGGGCUCGGGCAAGCGGGAGCUAGUUCUAGAGCAGGCAUUGAAAACCCGUCACCACAAAGUGAUCAUCGACUGUAAACAGAUCCAGGAUGCUCGAGGUGAAACCGCCAAGAUUUCUCGGGCAGCAGCUCAGGUUGGCUAUCGACCAAUCUUCUCCUGGAUGAAUAGCAUUAGCAGUUGGAUCGAUCUGGCAGCACAAGGUAUGAUUGGUACGAAGGCUGGAUUCUCUGAGACCCUGGAUGCCCAACUCAGCAAGAUCUGGCAAAGUACCGCAGUAGCGAUGAAACGAGUUGCGCUUGAAGGUCGUCGAAAAGAAGACAAGGACUUUAACCUAAAUGACGAUGAGUACCUUGAGGUUCAUCCCGAGAAACGGCCAGUGGUAAUCAUCGACAAUUUCGUGUACAAUUCCGAGGAUAGUGUUGUGUUCGACAAGCUUACGGAGUGGGCGGCGGGGUUGACCUCCGCCAACAUUGCGCAUGUCAUUUUUCUAACUACCGACUCCUCCUUUUCCAAGCCUCUAAGCAAAGCACUUCCGAACCAAGUCUUCCGGACAAUUGGUUUGGGUGACUGCUCUUUAGAUGUGGGCCGUCGCUUUGUCUUGAAUCACUUGGAUUCCGGGACAGCUGAAGGCGAGGAUCGAUCUAAGGGGCCAAAGAAGAAGCUCCAAGACCUAGACGAGUGUAUCAAGAUCCUGGGAGGCCGAGUCACCGACCUUGAAUUUAUGGCACAUCGGAUUGAAGCGGGAGAAACGCCUAGAGCUGCGGUGAACCGAAUCAUCGAGCAAUCGGCUUCUGAGCUUUUAAAGAUGUUUAUUCUCACAGAUUCUGCCUCGCCACAAUGGACUACUCAGCAAGCAUGGCACAUCAUCAAAGCUCUUGGGCAGGCGAAGGAUGGUCAAAUUCUUUACAACAAAGUCCUACUCAAUGAUCUGUUCAAAAACAAUGGUGAAACAACUCUCCGAGCACUUGAACAAGCAGAACUCAUCUCUAUUGGAACUGUCAAGGGAUUUCCACGGUGGAUCAAGCCUGGUAAGCCCGUUUACUCGGCAGCAUUCCAGCAGUUGAUCGGGAACAAGACAUUGGAAGGCCGGUUAGAUCUUCUUAUCCUCGGUGAGUUGAUUAGUACCGAGAACAAGAGUAUCGGCAAGUAUGAAGAAGAACUUCAGCUGCUCGGUUCGCUCCCCAAAUAUCCGUGGGAGUUGAACUCGCGAAUCGAGUGGCUAUUAAGCAAAUUGCACGGGUCGCAAUCCAAGAUUCUCCAAUAUGAAAAGGAGAGUAGCAAACUGAAAAAGAUGCUACAGAGUGAGAAGUAA